AGGUUCAAUGAACAGAUGAUGGAAUAGCGCGAGGGAAGACAAUCUGUAAAGGUCUGUUUUGCAGUGAAUCAUGGAGGCUGGACCGUCUCAAAAUUUCAAUGUUGAAGUUCAUAAUCAGUAUCCACUCCCGCAAAAAGAUUUCGUGAUUCCUCUCAGCAAUGGAGCGACCUUCAUACACCCACCAUUCAGCGCUGGUUACAUCGUAUGGACCUUUCCCAACAAUCCAUCGCCCGCUAGAAGCACUGCAGUCUUUGUUUCUAAACUCCUCUGUAAUUCCAAAUCGUCUCCGAUGUCAGCUCAAACUGUAGAGCAGCUUUCAGGUCCUCACGGUUAUGCUUAUGAGCCUGCAGCUCUCGUUGCUGCCGAAAAUUCGAGCUUUGCACAUGGUUUCACCCGGGAAAACAGUGUAGCAACUGUGAGUGACGUUAAUGCAUCAGUCUGGUCCCAGUUCUCGUUUUGCAAUACUGAGAACUCAGUUUCUCAUCUACAUGUUCUCCGAGGGAUGAAAAUUGUAGAGCGAAACGAGCGUCCAAAGUACAUUGGAGACGAAUCAGAGGAAGCUGAAAAUGCUUGCACUAUCUGUCUUGAAAAUCUAUGUACUGGUGUGGUUGUCAAGACGAAUUGUCGUCAUUGUUUUCACAAAUCAUGUGCAUAUCAGAGCGAACUUCAUGGACUUCGUUCAACUGGAAUCUGGGCUUGUCCAGUUUGCCGAGAUACUGUCACUUGGAUUAAUUUGGAAACCUUGUGGCAAGAUGGAUCAAAACAGAACAUUGACACUUCCAUGGAAUCAAAGAAGUCUAAUAACAGAUUCAAAGCCAUGAUAUCUAGAAGUGGAAUGCUUAAUUCGUUGGUGUCUGCAAUUGCCGCUGUAGAUACCUUGUCGAUAUUUUCUGAAACACAGCCUUCUUCAUUCAUCCCGAUCGAGCCACCCGUCGGGAUGCAACAUAACACUGAUUCACAAUCAAUGAUGGACAAAGCAUACAACCUUGAAGUUCCAAUGCAGGUUCAAAGAGUACCUCUGGACCACAAGAUGUUUGCUGAGAACGCGGAAAGCUCGGAAGCUUCGAAGGAGCCGGAAUAUGAUCAAUGUUGCGAUGCCUCGACAGACGAAGACAAGGAUCUCAACCAUGUCUCAGUCAUCGUGACGAGCGUCAGUGUUGCCUCCUCAGAAAUUUUCGCAGCUUUCCAGGCAGUCAACAUGAGCGAAGUCGUCCCAGUACGCCAGGCGGUGGAAGUAGACAGACCAAUGUCUAACUUCAUGAAAUUCACCAUCUUCGCUCGCAUCGUCUUGGCAAUGGCAGUCAUCAUCACAACCAUCGUGCUCUUCAUUUUCGGUGCUGCGCCGCAGCGUGCCUCGUCGAGGACUCAGCAAUGACGGGGGGAAUUGGCGAGGAAUUGUAUUGUUUUACUUAAUCAUUGAAUUCAUGUGUUC
Guillardia theta CCMP2712 is the source of this 1432-nucleotide messenger RNA. RefSeq lists its product as hypothetical. The coding region runs from base 71 to 1375 and encodes 434 amino acids. Lineage: Eukaryota; Cryptophyceae; Pyrenomonadales; Geminigeraceae. The transcript has 8 exons. The record is from RefSeq and is a predicted model, not a curated record.